This is a messenger RNA of Salvia miltiorrhiza (redroot sage), 1520 nucleotides long. RefSeq lists its product as uncharacterized. Gene Ontology annotation, molecular function: nucleic acid binding; zinc ion binding. Lineage: Eukaryota; Viridiplantae; Streptophyta; Magnoliopsida; Lamiales; Lamiaceae. The record is from RefSeq and is a predicted model, not a curated record. The coding region runs from base 39 to 1520 and encodes 493 amino acids. The transcript has 3 exons.
UACUGUUGUGUGCCAUUGCAAAAGAUGGGAAUGAGCAAAUGUUCCCAAUUGCAUGGGCUGCAUGUGAAGUUGAAAACGAGGAGUAUUGGAGCUGGUUCAUGAAGCUUCUGCUGCAUGACUUGGAAGUUGGAGAUGGUUCAGAUUAUACAUUCAUAUCUGACCAACAAAAAGGUUUGGAGAAUGCUGUGAAGGAGAUAGCUCCCAAUGCAGAACAUAGGAAUUGUUCUAGACACAUCUACAUGAACUGGAAGAAGUCCCACAAAGGUGGUACGUUGAAAAACAUCUUUCUGAGAGCUUGUAGGAGCAUUUAUGUGGAGAAGUAUAACACUCAUCUACUGGAGAUGAAAAGAGAAAGCAUUGAUGCAUUUGAAGACUUUGUGUCUAGGGACACAAGCAGGUUCUGUAAAGCAUUCAUCUCGACUACUAUGAAGUCAGACAUGAUAGACAACAACAUCUCGGAGACCUUUAACGGGUAUAUUUUAAAUGCAAGAGGGAAGCAUGUCAUACACAUGCUUGAAGAGAUCAGGAGCAACCUCAUGGUGAGACAAGUCAAAAAGAGGGAUCAAAUGUUGAGUGUAACAGACACUAUAUGCCCAAACAUAAGGAAAAAGCUUGAGAAGCAUAGACAGAAGAUUUCUGAUUGUGUUGCCAGGCCUUCACUUGAUUCCAAGUUUGAAGUUUCUCACUUCGAAGACAGGUAUUAUGGCUUCAUGAACUUCUCCUUGCAAUUUCUGAAUUUAUUAAAUAUUGAAUUUUUUGUGUACAGGUUUGUGGUAGAUAUCAAUGCCAAUAGCUGCACCUGUAGAUAUUGGGACCUCACUGGAAUCCCAUGCAUCCAUGCUGUCAGUGCACUGCAUUGGAUGGGAAGGGACCCAGUGGAGAUGGUACAUGAUUAUUACAGUGUGUCUAGGUUUUUGAAGGCUUAUGAAAGUGGUCUGGUGCCCAUAAGAGGUGAAAGCAUGUGGCCUGAAGUGGAGGGAUUUAAGGUGAAACCUCCAGCAGUAAGGAGAAUGCCUGGGAGGCCCAAGAAAAAGAGAAUCAGAUCAGCAAAUGAGAGGGAAGGUAGGAAUCCAACUCAACUGUCAAGAGGGGGGAUGAUCAUGACAUGUAGGAGGUGUGGGGAUGCAGGCCACAACAAGAGGAAUUGUCAAAAUAUGUUCCUUGAUAAACCUCCUGCUCCUAAGAACAAGGUUGGUAGACCUCGUAAGGUGAGAGAAGAAGGCACUCCAAGCACUUCUACAAGUACCACUCCAAACACUUCUACAACUACUACUGGAAGAGGGGCUGGAAGAGCUGGGAGAAGCACUGGAAGAGGGGGUGGAAGAGCUGGCAGAUCCUCUGGAAGAGGUGGAGGAAAUGAUGUUUUCUUCAAAGAGAGGAACUUUGCAAGAGCAGGGGCUGGUCUGUAUAUCAGUGAGAGGACAAGAAAUCAAUACCUAAGUGCCCCAAAUUCAAGAGAUGUUAGAGUGAUCCAAACAAGGAGCAAGGCCUCAAUCCCAUCAACUGACAUUCAACCAUGA